AUGACCGGGCGGGAGCGGGGCCGGGCCGGGUUCUCACCGCCUACAAAUGCGGCGAUCCCGGAGCGGGGCCACCGCCUCCUGCGUGUCCGUGUCCUCGCGUGUCUGUGUCCCCGCGCAGGGCGGAGCAUGGCGGCGCGCCGCUGGCUGCUGGCGCUGCUGCUGCUCUUCUGCCUCGCGCUGAGCGCCGCGUCCGCGGGGCCUCUGGGAGCGGGGCUGGACGGGAUGGAUCCUGAGGACGGCCUCAUCCGAACGCUGGUGCGGCCACGGGGUGCGCGGCGUGGGAACGUGCGGCGGCCAGGAGGGUGGAGGAGGCUCCGCCGUCCCCGGCCACGGCUGUCCCAUAAGGGCCCCAUGCCCUUCUGAUGGAGGACCGCCGCCAGCGCUCCAAGGAUGCAUCCCCACUGCCUGCUCUGCUCGUCCCUGAGCCGGCAUCACCUCCCUGCAGCUGUCCCUGGUGGCUCUGGCACCGUGUUCUCUCAGUGCCCCGUGCCCCGAUCCUGGUGUGCCGGGUCCAGGGGCUCUGCGUAAAGCACUUUGUCUGGCGGAGGAGCUCUCCGUGGGGCCCUGCCCCAUCCCCUCCUGGAGGGGUCUAUUUAUUCCUGUGAUGCUGACCCCGUGUGAGCUGCCCUGUGGGGUUCCCACCCCCUGGGGCUCCGCAGGAAGCACUGAUGUACCCUAAAAGGGCCGCAGCGGUGCCGGGCCCUGCUGGUCACCGCGUCUGUCACGUCUGUAAAGAAUUGUUCUGUGUAAAUACAUCUUUAUUAUAAAGAGCU
This is a messenger RNA of Lagopus leucura (white-tailed ptarmigan), 773 nucleotides long. It is a transcript of the gene APLN, whose product is annotated as apelin. Gene Ontology annotation, molecular function: hormone activity; apelin receptor binding. The coding region runs from base 1 to 363 and encodes 120 amino acids. Gene Ontology annotation, biological process: signal transduction. The record is from RefSeq and is a predicted model, not a curated record. The transcript has 3 exons. NCBI's taxonomy places the organism in Eukaryota, Metazoa, Chordata, Aves, Galliformes, Phasianidae.